AUGAUCAUUUUGAUUAUUUAUGGAACAUUCAAGUUGAAGUUGGAGUACAAACAACAUGAUUAUGUUGAUCAAUGUAAAUUGAUAAUUGUUUCUUGUGUUCCUUCAACUUUGAGCAAUCAUAGACUCUCGUCUAUACUGAUGCUUAAUGAGACUAAUCAUAAGGAGUGGGUUCGAUCUCUGAUGAUGAAUUUGUCAAUUAUGAAGAUUGACACAACAUUGAAGGAAGAUGCUCCUACUAAACCAACUGAGGAUAGUACAACUGAACAGAAAACUUCCUAUAAGGAAUGGAACAAUUCAAAUGAAACAAGUAAGUUAAUGAUCUUGUAUCACAUGGAUGAUGCUAUUCGUGAUAGUAUUCCUGAAACUGACAAUGCUAAGGAACUCCUCAAGGUCAUUGCUGAAAAGUAUGUGGAGUUUUCCAAGUCUGAGUUGGAGCACUACCUGGGUAAGAUCCAGGAUACUGUUUAUGAUGGGGUUAGUGGCAUAAGAAACCAUAUAAGUCAGGUGGUGUCUUUUCAUAUGAAGUUGAAGGGGCUUGGCCUUGAUUUAGGAGAUAAUUAUCUGGUCUGGAAUGUCAUGAGGUAUCUACCUCCUUCAUUUGACUCAAUUCGGUCUAGUUACAACACUCAGAAAACUCCUUGGACUGUAAGUGAGAUGACUGCCAUUCUCUCUAAAGAGGAAGAUGAUAUAAAAGCUAGGAAGGGAAAUUCAAUUUCCAUGGUGACUUCCAAGGAUGCCCCUAAAGAAAAUCCUAAGGAAAAUCCCAAUCAGAAGAAGAACUUCUAUAAAAAGCCUUAUGGAAAGCCACACUUCAAGAAGUCCAGUUAUGAUGGAAAGACUGUUGGAUCUUCUAAUGCACCCAAAACUUAG
Molecule: messenger RNA, 870 nt
Organism: Humulus lupulus (European hop)
Lineage: Eukaryota; Viridiplantae; Streptophyta; Magnoliopsida; Rosales; Cannabaceae
Exons: 1
Coding region: 1-870 (289 amino acids)
Source: RefSeq, a predicted model, not a curated record